CUACUUCAGUUUGUGUCUCGCUAAUGUGCUAAAGUUUGGGUCCUUAUAAGAUAAGAGCCAAGUCUGCCUGCAUACCACGAAAUUUUAACUUGUUGCUUCUCUCCCUCUUCUGUUCUGUCUCGUCCCCUUCACGAAUCACGACAGUAUUGAAGCAAUUCCUGAUUGCUGAUCCUCCACAAUUUCUCCCGUGGAUUGGAGCGAUCUGAAUUGGAGCCGUUUACUGCUGACAUGGCGGGAACUGAUCGCCUCUACCCUGAAAUUGGGACGUAUGACCUGGAGCCCCCGCAGGUCCCAGCCUCCGCCGGGGGCAGCGGCGAGGAGGAGGCCGGGGUUUGCGACGCACUGGUGAUGUGGGACGACGAAUCCGACGCGUGUCCCUCCCAUGAAGCGGCCCCCAUCAUAUUUGAGAAGGGCACUAGGGAUCCUCCUCCUAAAGUUUUCAAGGAAGAAAGGCUUGAUGUUGUCCAUUAUUCAGAGUUCAGCGAUGAGAUGGCGACUGAGAAGGAAUUCGGAGAAAACAACUAUGACAGUUUCCCUUCUUGUGAACAAACAGGCAUCAUAUGGGUGCCUCCCUCUGUUCCACCUAUGCCAAAACAUGAUCACGAUGAGUGGCAAAAGGGCUUUGGUUACAAUAGUCCGUGCUUCCCAGAGGAAGAAUAUAAGUGGGAUAUUGACGAAGAAAAUUUGGAGAUGACAAUGUGGGAUGUGCUCUCUGAGAUGGUUGUUGCAGGAAAGGAUAAAAUAUUAUCCAUUGCAUCAUUUGAUUUAGGAAUGUAUGGCACGUCUAUGAUUUCAGAUUUUUGCCUUGAAGAGACUUUGAAGGAUAAGGCCCAAACACUUAAAGAUGUCAGUGCUGGUUCUGAACAUGCUCUCCUUGAGACAGAACUAACAAAGUGGUUGCCUGAUAGUGCUUCAACUUCCUGUAUGCUUUGUGGAGCACGUUUUCAUCCAAUAAUUUGUGCUCGCCAUCAUUGCCGAUUUUGUGGUGGGAUAUUUUGUGGUGGCUGUUCAAAGGGUAGAAGCUUGAUGCCCCCAAAGUUCAUGAACUCAGAUCCUCAAAGGGUCUGUGAUGUUUGUGGAGUGCGUCUUGAGUGUAUACAACCUUAUUUGAUGAAUCGAUUCAGUCGUGCUUGUCAACUUCCAACUCAAGACUUGACUGACCUAAGCACCUUGAGGUCAUGGAUAAACACCCCAUGGGCAGUCAGAAUGGAGUAUGAGAUCUACAAAGCGGCAAAUUCCAUACAUGGCUAUUGUAAGGUGGGAGAGCUGAAACCUGAGAAGUCGAUCCCUGAUUCAAUUCUCAGACAAGCAAAAGGGCUUGCAAUCAUCACUGAGGUAAAGGUUGGAGUGAUGCUUACAUACAAAAUCGGUACUGGAUUGGUUGUUGCUCGGAGAGGUGAUGGUUCUUGGUCCCCUCCUUCAGCCAUCUCUACUUGUGGUCUUGGAUAUGGAGUUCAGGCUGGAGGUGAGUUGGCUGACUACAUCAUUGUUCUUAGGAACAAAGAUGCCAUCAAAACUUUUAGUGGAAAUGCACAUAUGUCAAUUGGGGCUGGUGUUAGUGCUUCUGCUGGUCAUUUUGGACGAGUGGCAGAGGCUGAUUUCCGUGCUGGUGAUGGUGGUUAUGCUGCCUGUUACACAUACAGUUGUAGCAAAGCUAUGUCCUCCUGGAUCCCAAGGGAAGAGCUGAACUGCGGACUUCACGUUGGAUGAAAGGUGAAGGAGGAACCAGCCCGUUCUUAUGUUGGGUCUGUCCAGCACCAAGGUAGUUGCCCGAAUGAAGGAGACGACCCUCUUGGGCCGUGCAGGGGGGCUGCAUACCCAGAUCUCGACUUCUGUAGGGGGUUCAAAAAGUAUAGACGAGACCUGGUGAUUGGGCGCGCAAGCUGCGAGUUGGUGCAGCGAUGAGCUGAUCAGCAAGUGUAGCUUCCGCACCGCCCGCCUAACAAGGAAGCCGCGCACUGCGGCUUGCAGGCGCACCACGGCCUGCUCAUGUGAUGACGGCCAUGGGGUGGCCCUGGAGGCCACAACAAGGUGCUUCUCCCCACGAAGGGACUGUACCUGGCGGCGUGCCAGGAACCCUCGCGCUGCCGCCUGAAGCCGCACCGCUGCUUGGAGUUCCUUCUCUGUCUUCUCCUUGUAGCGGUGGAACAUCACAACGAACUGAUCCCACUUCUCUUCGAGCCGGCCAAAACUCUCUUCGAGCCGAGUGAAUGCAUCUGGAGUUGGAGAGG
This is a messenger RNA of Zea mays, 2231 nucleotides long. RefSeq lists its product as uncharacterized. Lineage: Eukaryota; Viridiplantae; Streptophyta; Magnoliopsida; Poales; Poaceae. Gene Ontology annotation, molecular function: phosphatidylinositol binding; metal ion binding. Bases 229 to 1710 code for a protein of 493 amino acids. The record is from RefSeq and is a predicted model, not a curated record. The transcript has 5 exons.